AUGAGUGUUGCGCUUCGUGCCAACGAUACUUUGCUGGCGCAACAAGACGAUGUGAAUAACGCCACGCGUCUUCCGGUCGACUAUGUUGCGCCGUCGCACCGUGUAAGCGGGACUGUCUAUGUGCAAACUACGCUACUACGCGUUUGCUGGAAAUUUCUGCUGUUUCCGGCUGUGCUCGUACUGCUUGCCGCUGUUUUGCUGUUCGAAACCAUUCGAACAAGUCGACCGGACGCUGUUGGAGUAUGGAAGGUCAACGCGCUGGCUAUUCUGCUGAACACGCAGUGGAGCCCGGCACCCGGCAUGAUGGGAGCCAGGACGGGUAAAGAGCUGGAUGAUGUGGCGGAGGCACUCGAGGCAAGAGUUGUGCAGGGUGAAGGUCUCAUGGGGGCAAGGCGAUCAGUCGCCAUACGGAAGAGGGAGGUAUCUGUGGAGUAG
Molecule: messenger RNA, 435 nt
Organism: Exserohilum turcica Et28A
Lineage: Eukaryota; Fungi; Ascomycota; Dothideomycetes; Pleosporales; Pleosporaceae
Exons: 1
Coding region: 1-435 (144 amino acids)
Source: RefSeq, a predicted model, not a curated record